Molecule: messenger RNA, 1625 nt
Organism: Suillus subaureus
Lineage: Eukaryota; Fungi; Basidiomycota; Agaricomycetes; Boletales; Suillaceae
Product: chitin synthase III catalytic subunit-domain-containing protein
Exons: 4
Coding region: 440-1525 (361 amino acids)
Biological process (GO): protein folding
Cellular component (GO): endoplasmic reticulum membrane
Source: RefSeq, a predicted model, not a curated record
CAUCAUGAUGUCCUAGAAAGACCACGAGAGGACAAGUCGUCGAUUCUAAGUUGCUGCACUGGGUUUAGGGAGAGGCAAGCAUGCUGGACUCGCCUGGAGGUGGCGUGGGAUCAUAAUUCAACCUUGUAGUCGUUGUCUGCCAUCUCGGCUUGAACAGUAUUACCCCGUUCACAUAGGGCGACCAGCCCGCUCUCUGUCUUUUCACACAACCACCCGCCAGGUGGUUUACUUCCAGGCCAGUUAGCUGGAGACUCGCCAAAUAUCCUGUCUGGAUCGUUCGAACUAAUCACGCUUCGCUCACUUUUGUUCAAUCUCUUCACAAAGCGCGUUGAACGUAACAGGCCAGAGCCCUGCCAACGCACACUCCAAACGUCACCCGACAUUCACCCAUCAAAAGCUCAGAAAACACCCUUCUAAUUACCCUUAUCUAGGCCGAACCAUGACCAUCACGUUUGGCUCUUUCGAUGGAGUGUGUAGCACUGCUGCUCUCGUCAUUUGUCCAUUGAUAGGCACCUCUGGACAAGGCAUAGAGCCUACAUGUUACUCACGCAACGUUCAAAUCGGCCAGACCGUUAUCUUCCAGCCUUCCACAUGUUUUGUUCACAUCGUUGCAAUAAUCAUGACUGCAAUUAUGAUCUAUCAUAUUCGCUCAAAGUAUACCGCAGUUGGGCGAAAAGAGAUCGUGAUGUUCUUUUGGCUGUACAUGGUCAUCGAACUUCUCGCAAUGUUCCUAGACUCGGGAAUCAUACCGACUGCAAACGUCAGCUAUCCCUGGUUUGCUGCAGUUUAUACAGGUCUAGUAGCAACUGCCUACUGCUGUCUGCUUAUCAACGGCUUCGUUGGGUUCCAAUUCGCUGAAGACGGGACACCUCUUUCUCUUUGGCUCCUCCGGAUAUGCUGUUUUGCCGUCUUCGGAGGAUCAUUCUUCAUCUCUAUCGCCACCUUCAAAUCUUAUGUUUCAUUCUCCCCAUCAAAACCUAUCGCACUCUUCGUCGUUUACCUCAUCUGGCCCAUCCUGUGCGUCGCCACAUAUACGAUAUUACAACUCGUUCUUGUAUUCCGGACUCUUGACGACCGCUGGCCCCUCGGUGACAUUAUCUUUGGAAUCGCGUUCUACGCGAUUGCUCAAGUUCUUCUGUUCGCUUUCAGCGUCACCAUAUGUAAUGCCAUCACGCAUUACUUGGAUGGCCUGUUCUUCUUCACUCUGUGUGUUUUGUUGAGUGUUAUGAUGGUCUAUAAAUACUGGGACAGUAUCACGCGUGAAGACCUGGAAUUCUCUGUUGGAUCUAAAGCUGCGGUUUGGGAAGUUAAGGACCCACUUCUCACGGCUUCAGUUACAGCUCCUAGUACAGAUUACGAGGAGGAUGCAUCAAGCUACCACGCUGGCGCCGCGAGCCUUGUGGGCGGUGUUAGUGGUACACAAUAUUAUGGCGGCAAGCAAGCGUAUGGUGCCCAGGGUGGUUACGGACAAGGAGGAUAUGGUGGCGCGCGAAGGGCUUAUCCACCAACAUCUGAAGGCUAUUGAGGACUUUGAAAAGGACUAUUACGUGAAUGAUGAUAUGGACAACAGUGAUUUACGGUACUUUCUACAGAUACCAGCUCUAAUUCACUCUCAUGAUCAGGAU